ACUUUGAAUGCAAGAAAAUAACAUUUAGAACAUCGAAAAUCAUAACAUUAGUGUAGUCAAAGUAUUAUGUCAUAAUAUUUAGUUUUCAAAUGAUGAAUAAUCUUCAUAAAGUUAACCAAGAGCAGAAAAAUCUUUAAAUAAUCAACAAGAACAGGAAAAUUCAAUGUUUUUAAUAUAAAAUCAUGAAGUUGUUGAAAAAUUUUCAGAGUAAGAAAUAGAAAUAAUACAAUUUGCAGAUAAUAGAGAAAUAAUUUUUGGGAAUAAUUAAGCAGAAGGUGAGAAUGAAUUUUAAAAAUAAAAAAAAGAAUAAAUUAUUGUAUAAAAUAUAGUAGUUCCAGAAUAAUAUAAUAAUCUAUAUUAAAAUGAUAGAAAUAUUGCUAUAAUUUAGGAACCAAUUUAGUAAAACUAUGCUUAAGAUCAAUACAUAAAUUAAUAGCCUAUUAUUAUUACUCAUCAAUAAGCAAUGAUUCCAAAUUAAUAAUAAAAUACUCCAAUAUAGCCAACUGAUAAAUAUUAAAGUUAUUAGAAUUAAUAAAUAGAGAAUGAAGAAUAUGAUAAAAAAAAAAAGAAAAAAAUAGAUUAGAAAAAUAGUGAUUAGCAUUAUAAAAAUAAUGUUGUUAUUGUACCAGUAAACUAAAAUGAUGCUGCAGAUAAUGCUAUUGUUAAUUUAGGCUCUAAUUUAUCUGUUUAUUGUUGUCUAGGUCUACUAAAUAGAUCUGAUAAUUGUUGUUAGUGGAUUUGUGAUUUAUUGGUUUUUUGUCUAAGUUUUCCUAUAAUUAUGCUUAAGAAACUAAUAAUUUUGAUUUGGGAUGGAUGUUUGGAAGUAUUAUGUUCAAAAUGGUGUCCAAAUUGUCAUGAAUCAUGUAAAACAUGCUGUGGACUUUCAUUUUUCAAUUGCGGUAAAAUUAAUUGAUAUAUAUUAAGUUAGAUGUUAUAAUAGUUUGAAAAGGAAUUCAAAUACUAUUUGCACAUAAUUAUGUUGUUGUGUAAACUGUACAGUUUUUAGUAAAGAAGUAUUAUAAUGUUGGGAUUCUUGUAGUUAGUUUUGUUUAUAAAUCUGUUCUGCUUUUGGAGGAUGUCUAUUAGUUUGCUGUGAAUUUAUAUUAAAUAAUUUGGGUGAUUGUUUUUAUUAAAUUUGCACUUUUUGUUGUGAUUUUUUAGGGAAUAGUUGUGAAAUAAUAUGCUAAGUAUCUGAAGUUGUAUGUAAUAACUUAGCUGAAAUCUUAGGAUUCUGUUUAUUAUGCUGUAAAUGAUUUUUAUAGGGAAAAUUAGAAGG
Paramecium sonneborni is the source of this 1276-nucleotide messenger RNA. The record is from the annotation of a GenBank genome assembly. Lineage: Eukaryota; Ciliophora; Oligohymenophorea; Peniculida; Parameciidae.